GUUGAGGGAAGCUCGCGCAGCGGCGGAGCGCGUGGCAACUGUACCUACAGGUCGGACCAGCUCGCGACAUCUGGGCGUGAGAAGAGGGCCAUGCGUGCCCGAGCUGAGGAGUUCGCCUUGUUUUAGUGCGUGGGCUCCCACGAACACGUUUUAAGGAUUCGUAUCGACGGAAGCUCCACAGGACUCGGCUAUAGGCACUUUAGAUCUGAUGCUUCCUGCCAUCACAAUGGAAACGGAGGCCAGUCACAUGCUGGAGGCAGCGCUGGAGCAGAUGGACGACAUCAUUGCAGGUUCGAAGGCAGCAGCGAUGGAGUUUUCCACUACUGUGUACGACCUGGGUUCUCCUGUCAGCGCCAGUCCCCUGCAGGUGGUCCAGUUAGCCGAGGAGCUCAAACUGGCUUUGGAGGUUCAACCCAACCAGGAGGAGAAAGACAACCUCAGAGCUCGGCUGCCUCCAGAGACGGCACAGGCUCUCAUGGAAUGGCUGCAGACUGGAACUGUGAGCCUCUGUUCUCCGGCCAACAAUGAAACUUAUCAAGAACGGCUGCUUCGACUAGAAGGGGACAAGGAAUCUCUGGUGUUGCAGGUGAGCGUUUUAACAGACCAGGUGGAGGCACAGGGAGAGAAAAUCAGAGACCUGGAAACCUCUUUGGAGGAGCACCGCAAGAAACUGGCCUCUACAGAGGAAAUGCUGCAACAGGAGCUGAUGAGCAGGACUUCUCUGGAGACGCAGAAGCUGGAUCUGAUGGACGAAGUGUCCUACCUGAAACUGAAGCUGGUAACCAUGGAGGAGACGCAAACCAACACGAACCCUCAGGAUCCCACAGACACAAAGAACAACAAAGCCGAGUGUGUGGUAAAUCUCAUCAGUGAGCUCCAGGAACAGAUGUGCAAGUUUCAGGAGGAGAUCAGCACUCGCAUCCAGGAGAAACGGGCCCUUGAGGAGAAGGAAGCCCAGGAGGGGGACCCAGGUGGCAGCCCGGUUCAAGGCUGGGAUCCCAAUGUUGGGUCAAACCUGAGCCCUACUUCGCUGAAUCAUAGUGGAGAACAAAGGACUGUACAUGAUUUGCUUCAAGAAGUCAAGCAGCUGACUAGCAAAGUGCAGGAGCUGGAGGGAGAGAAGAGUCGUUAUGAGAGGAAACUCAGGGCCACCAAGCUCUCCAUCUCUUACUCUCUCCAUGUGUGUUACCAGUCGCUCAUGACCCAGCUGUCCAGCCUCAAGCUGACUGUGGAGCACACACAGCUGGAGAAGCAGCACUGGGAGGAGCGCUGGCGCAGCGCACAGGCGGAAAUCUCAGACAUGCAGCAGCUUCUGGCCUCUAAAGACACAGAGAUCGAGUGCUUGCAGACCCAGCUGCUGGCCAGAGGCAGCAGCGCCAACAACAGCGCAGAGAGAGAGGAGGUGUAUAUCAAGCAGCUGAUUAGCAAAUACCAGGAAUACCAGAGGCUGAAGGUGGGGAUGGAGUCUUUGUUGGCUUCAAAUGAUGAAAAGGAUCGUCGUAUAGAGGAGCUGACCAUCCUGCUUGGCCAAUAUAGAAAAAUUAGGGAAGUUAUGGCACUCACACACGGAAGUAGUGAAGAGGAGCUGAGCAGCAGUUUCAAGCCAAAAGCCAUCACACACAAAGCUCAUUCCGAUAUCAUCCGAUCAGAGAUGUCAUCAAGAGGAUCUUCUCCUCUCAUGCUGUCUUCAUCUCCCUUUCAGAGAGAACCAGAUUCCAGUUUCCAGAACUCUAUGGACACGUCACUGAUGACUACUGGUGAAACAAGUUUCUUAAAUGGAUCACUGCAUCGACACAGACUACUCUCCAGCAGCCUUGAAGAGUUGCAAAGUGGAAGUUUUCAAAAGAGUCCCCACAUGGAGCUGAGCAAGUACCAAACUCUGCCAGGGAAAUUGAGUAAAAAGAAACAACCCAAGGAUGAGAUGAAUGGCACCAGAGGCAGAGACACAGAGUAUUUAUCUCCUGUUCAGCUCUCACCUGCUCACAGCAAAGACUACACCCUCAAAACUUGAUGAGUACAUGCUAUCGGAUCAGUCCCCACUGUCCUCUGGAGUGGACUCAGGACAACAGUCUCCUGUCUCACCUGAGAAAAGGAAGACCAACAGAGGCAUUAAGAAACUCUGGGGACGGAUUCGACGCAGUCAGUCGGGCAGCCCAGUCCAGGUUCACGAUCCAGAGCUGGGAGACUUCAAGAGGGGAGGCUUCAGAGCUACAGCAGGGCCGAGACUGGCCUGUUCAGAGAAAACACGAGAUCUGAAGCUGCCAUUUUCUAAGUGGAGCACAGAGCAGGUCUGCAACUGGCUCGAGGACAUCGGACUUGGUCAGUAUGGCCUUCUCGCUCAGCACUGGGUCAGCAGCGGUCAGACCCUGCUGGCGGCCACCACACACGACCUAGAGAAGGAGCUGUCGAUGAAGAAUCCUCUCCACAGGAAGAAGCUCCAGCUGUCCUUAAAGAACAUCUGCAGCAAACAGCCGGAAAAGUCUGCGGAGCUCGAUUAUAUCUGGGUCACACGCUGGCUUGACGACAUUGGCCUUCCUCAGUACAAAGACCAGUUUAAUGAUGGAAGAGUGGACGGACAGAUGCUGCAGUACCUCACUGUGAAUGACCUGUUGUUCCUCAAGGUGACCAGCCAGCUGCAUCAUCUCAGCAUCAAGUGUGCCAUUCACGUUCUCCAUGUCAACAAAUUUAACCCAAACUGCCUCAAACGCAGACCUGGAAAUGAGAGUGACUUCAGUCCCAGCGAAGUGGUCCAGUGGUCCAACCACCGCGUCAUGGAGUGGCUGAGAUCAGUGGACCUGGCAGAGUAUGCUCCCAACCUGAGGGGCAGCGGUGUACAUGGAGGGCUAAUAAUGUUGGAACCUCGGUUUAACUCCGACGCGAUGGCCAUGCUGCUGAACAUAGCUCCUCAGAAAACACUGCUGAGGCGCCACCUGAACACCAACUUCAAUAACCUGGUGGGAGUCCAGGCUCAGCAGGAGAAGAGGGAGUACACCGAAGCGGCAGGAUAUUCCCCACUCAGCAUCACCGCUAAAGUCAAGCCAAAGAAGUUGGGCUUCUCUAACCUGACGAGCCUCAGGAAGAGACGGCCAGACGCGUCCAAGGACUACGUCUGUCCCAUAGAGUCUUCCCCGCACGAGUCGGGACAGUCCGUCGCCAACGGGGUGCAGAUGCGUCCGUACGCCGGCUUCAGGGGUCUGAGUCCCAUUCUGGACCGAGAGCCCACCCGGGACCAGAUGGUGAACGCAGAGAGCACCAUUUUACAAAUAGAAGCGUUGUCUGAAAGCAUCAACAACCUCACAUACCUGCUGAGCCAGGACGAGCUGCGGAAGGAGCUGAGGCGGUCACAAACUGCGCUGGUUUGAGGGACGGCUGCUCCGGCGUCGUCGGCUUACUAACGCUAAGGAACAACCACGGAGACCGGCAGCCAGCUCAGCGCCUCGGGCCAAACGCCGGCUCCGUUCACUUCCUGUAACCGCUGCUUCCUCCUGUAACACCCACCAUCCUUCUGUGGACACAAAGGAACUGGAAACACCGGCUGACACACGCACAUUAUGGAUGUCAGCGAAGAGUCGUGGCUUCAUACAAACAUUAAAAGACUCUUAACUACUUUUCAGUUUUAACUAUGCAAUACAGCCGUUAUUAAUU
Fundulus heteroclitus (mummichog) is the source of this 3645-nucleotide messenger RNA. RefSeq names its product PPFIA binding protein 2b (gene ppfibp2b). Gene Ontology annotation, molecular function: protein binding. Gene Ontology annotation, cellular component: presynaptic active zone. NCBI's taxonomy places the organism in Eukaryota, Metazoa, Chordata, Actinopteri, Cyprinodontiformes, Fundulidae. Gene Ontology annotation, biological process: neuromuscular junction development. The record is from RefSeq and is a predicted model, not a curated record.